Messenger RNA from Gopherus evgoodei (Goodes thornscrub tortoise), 1396 nucleotides. Its product is annotated as zinc finger protein 436-like. NCBI's taxonomy places the organism in Eukaryota, Metazoa, Chordata, Testudines, Testudinidae. Bases 83 to 1348 code for a protein of 421 amino acids. The transcript has 2 exons. The record is from RefSeq and is a predicted model, not a curated record.
CUCCCAGCUGGAAAAAGGGGACGACCCAGGGGUCCCAGACCUCCAGGGCUCAGAAGAACAAGAGAUCCUGAGAGGUGGUAGGAUGGUGAGUGAGAAUGAGGAACAAGAUCCUCAGCAGAAGGAUGCUGAGCACGUGGAACUACAUGGGGUACUGCUGCGAAGAUCCAAACGGAAGGUGUCCAGAAAUCAUGAGCAGCAAAAAAGUUGUGAGAGUCAGCACAGGCCAGAGAGGCAGCAGACAAAGCAGCGAGAAGAGAAAGUGGGUAAAUCUAUUAAUAGUCAGGGAACUCACAAGGACCUCAAGGGAACCACAGCCCAGCACAGAAUCCUCACAGGAGAGAGAAAAAACACCUGCACUGAGUGUGGGAAAAUCUUCCGUAGACGUGCAGACCUUAUUAAUCAUGAGAGAAUCCACACAGGAGAGAGACCCUAUGAAUGUAGUCAGUGUGGGAAAACAUUCACUCAGAGUUCAGCCCUUACUAGGCAUCAGAGAAUCCAUACAGGGGACAGACCCUAUGAAUGCUGUGAAUGUGGGAAAAACUUCUCUGACAGAUCAACCCUUAUUCAGCACCAGAGAAUCCACACAGGGGAAAGACCCUAUAAAUGCAGUGAAUGUGGGAAAAGCUUCACUGACAGCUCAGCCCUGAUUCAACAUCAGAGAAUCCACACGGGGGAGAGACCCUAUAAAUGCUGUGAGUGUGGGAAAAGCUUCACUCAGCGCUCAACCCUUAUCACACAUCAGAGACUUCACACAGGAGAGAGACCUUAUGAAUGCUGCGAGUGCCAGAAAAACUUUAGUAAUUGCUCAGCGCUUAUUUAUCAUCAGCGAAUCCACACAGGAGAAAGACCCUAUGAGUGCUGUGAGUGUGGGAAAACCUUCACUGACAGCUCAACCCUUGUUACACACCAGAGAAUCCACACAGGAGAGAGACCCUAUGAAUGCCGCGAGUGUGGGAAAACCUUCACGGCCAGCUCUACCCUUGUUACACAUCAAAGAAUCCAUACUGGGGAGAGACCCUAUGAAUGCUGUGAGUGCGGGAAAAGCUUCACUCAGCGCUCAACCCUUAUUACGCAUCAGAGAAUCCACAUAGGCGAGAGACCCUACAUGUGCUAUGAGUGCGGGAAAAGUUUCACUGACACCUCAACCCUUAUUACACAUCAAAGAAUCCACAGCGGAGAGAGACCGUAUGAAUGCAGCGAUUGCAGGAAAAGCUUCACUCAGAGCUCAGCCCUGAUUACGCAUCAGAGAAUCCACAGUGGAGAGAGACCCUAUGAAUGCAGUGAGUGCGGGAAAAGCUUCACUCGGAGCUCAGCCCUUCUUUAUCAUCAGAGAAUCCACAAGAGAUAGCUCUAGACAAGGUUUUUAUGCUGUUCCUGACAAAAGAUUUUAGUAUCU